UUCCGGUUUUACGUCAUGUUUAUUAUCAAAACAAAUAUCUAGAUUCUCGAUCAUACUGAGACGUAACAUACAGAUUACAUUACAAUACGAACAUUAGCAUAUGACUGUUAUUAGUAAACUGAGCCAUAAAUUGCCUUGCUAGUAUUAUAAGUUUAAAAAGAUGUCACUGAACAGCUCUCAUGCUCAAGGAGGAGUUUUGAUCUACUCUGGUGAAAGAAUAUUAAUCUACUAUGAUGGAAUUGAGAUGACAUUUGAGGGGCCACCUUCAAUUGUGCAUAUGAAAGGAAAAAAGAAGGGCAGGAUUUAUCUAACAACACACAGAGUUAUUUUUAACAGCCAAGACCACAAAGACCAAAUGCAGUCAUUUUCUUUUCCAUUUUUACUGAUGAGAGAAGUGGAACUUGAGCAGCCAAUCUUCGGAGCAAAUUAUAUUAAAGGCCGAAUUUUAGCAGAACAAUUUGGAAAUUGGGAAGGUGAAGCCAAGUUUAAAAUGCACUUUACUCAUGGUGGAGCCAUUGAAUUUGGAAAAGCCAUGCUUCAUGCUGCUUCUCUUGCCUCACGCAACAGACCCCCAAAUCCUCCACCUUAUUAUGCCCCACCUGGCGCUGACUACUAUGCUGCCCCACCCCCAGCAUACGAGCCUCCCAGAAACUCCUAUUACUCAUGGGUUCCCUAUGACACAUUUCCAACAGCACCUCCAGCUCAAAGCAUUUACAUGAGUCAAGCACCUCCUCCCUAUCCUGGAGUGGACCCCAGCAUGAUGUACCCCACCCCCACAGCACCAAUGGCUAAUGGACAUGAUGCCAAAGCCCAGGAGGCAGCAGCUAGCGCUUACUAUGACCCAUCCAACCAGCACAACUUUUACGCACCAGCAGCCAAUGGCAUGGCCCCGCCAGCAUACCAUGGACCACCUCCAGCUUACAGUGAAUAUGAGAAGAAAUCUAACUAGUCAGUCUGCACCAACAGAUCAGUGAUACUUUUCUAUUGAGAUGUUUGUUCUGUUCCUACACAUAAAUUCAUGAUGUUUUUUUCGUGCUUUUUAAAAUAUAUACCUUCUCUGUUGAUGAUUUGUGAUUAGGUUAUGAAUUGUAGUCUAUAUUUCUGUACAGCAACCUCCCAACAGUUAUAUUUAAGUGUUUGGUUUUGGUGGAAGGUCUGUGAUCUAAACGUACGAGUAUGAUAUGUAAAACUUACUUUUGGGUAAUCAUUUUUCAGAUGUUUAUUUACCAUAAUUUUUUUUUCUUUGCUUAAGAUUUUUACCUUUAUUGUCUAUGUUCAAUACUGUUGUAAAAAAUAAAAUAGUCAAUGAAAUAAUGUAAUUUCAAUUACUCAGUAGCAUCUUGACUCCUAAUUUUUAUUUAAAUAAUACUCUCUACUAACAUUGGCUUAUUAAGAAUUAUUUUUUUAAAUUUUGGAAACUAUAAACUACAUGAAGAUGUACAUUCCUUAAAAAUUCUAGAAAGAGUAGAAUUUUAUAUUACGAUAAGCUGUAGUUAAGUUUUAUAGGUAUUAUGUUGAUUCAAUUGAGCUUUAAGUUUUAUGAUGUUCACAUUAAAUGUUUAAUGAACUGGGUUGUAGUUAUAAGAACACUGCACACAUUUUUAAUACUAGUGUCAAAUAUUCUUUUAAACAUUUUAAUCCACCUGCAAAAAUGUCAAAUUUGAAAAAUAGUUGUAAAUGAAAAAUAACUUGAAGUAACUAUUAUUGUACUAUUGAAAGAAUCUGUAUGACGGCAUACGCCAAACAAAAAUACAUAUUUCUGGGAAAUAAGAAAAAUGCUAACUUGGUUAUGAAUUUUGGCAGUUUGAAUAACUUAAUUAGCUUCUAACAUUAAUUAACAGCUCCUAUUGGAUUUAGUAUGCAUAAAUAGAGGCAAAUUUUAAAAAAAAAAUUAUAUUAAAUAUGGGUUUAAAAAAAAAAAUUAAUAUCACAUAAAAUAGUACAUUUUAAAGAUGUUUUAGUUAUGUAGCAUUGAUCCCUGCAAAUAUAACCAUUUCUCUCAUUGCUUUUUGACCAGUUAGUUUUUUUUUUCUUUUUAACACAGCUCAGUGACAUGAACUAGAUGUAGUUGUAUUGCUAGCAAGAUGUGCUAAGUGUUGUAAAUACACAUCAAACUUCUAUAACUCCGGUGUUGUUUUUAAUCAGAUGUGUAUCAAAAUUAUGUGUAAAUAAAAAUAAGUAUUUUGAUUCCUAUGUAAAUAUUUCAUUUAUUUUUUUCACAACGUACAUGUUUUUAAUUAUAUUUUUCUGUAUUCAAGUUGGUUAAUAAGUUUAUUUAUAAAGAGAUAGAAGCAUCCAUUGGUAACCUGGAAACAGAAAUAACUGUAAAUCUUUCCUGAAUUUUCACACAAAAUUGUGUGAAUUAUAUGGGUUUGUGUGAAUUAUAUGGGUUUUGGUAUCCUUAUAUCCCUCAUCACAUUCACUUCCUCUGUAAACUAAUUCAAAUUAGUAAAUUAGUAAAAGCAAUUAUUGUUCCUCCCCUUACAUUGUCUAGGUCUUAUUGUGGAAUUUUUCUCAUGGAAUAAAAUAGAAAUUAUAUGUGUUUGUUGUAACAAUAACAGACAGCAUUUAAUUGUUAAUUUUUUUUAUAUCCCCAUUACAUGAAGGCUGUCAUGACAGCAUUUUGUGUCAACAUUUUCUGUGCUAACGUUAAGGUUUGUCUAACAUUAAGGUUUGUGGGUUAACAUGCACUGUCAACAAAAUUUUUGACAAAAACUUAGUGUCAACUAAAUGUUUGACAUGUGUGUUGAUAAUGUUGAUAAAAGUUUAGGGCAGAUUUACAUUGGUGUAGACUGUAGGCCUUGCUUUAUGUAUGAACCAACACAAUAAAAUACUUUUAAGCUACUA
Physella acuta is the source of this 2847-nucleotide messenger RNA. Its product is annotated as WW domain-binding protein 2. The record is from RefSeq and is a predicted model, not a curated record. Gene Ontology annotation, cellular component: nucleus. Gene Ontology annotation, biological process: positive regulation of DNA-templated transcription. Gene Ontology annotation, molecular function: transcription coactivator activity; chromatin DNA binding. Lineage: Eukaryota; Metazoa; Mollusca; Gastropoda; Physidae.